Messenger RNA from Crotalus tigris (Tiger rattlesnake), 13813 nucleotides. RefSeq names its product A-kinase anchoring protein 12 (gene AKAP12). NCBI's taxonomy places the organism in Eukaryota, Metazoa, Chordata, Lepidosauria, Squamata, Viperidae. The transcript is spliced from 4 exons. Gene Ontology annotation, biological process: signal transduction; regulation of protein kinase C signaling. Gene Ontology annotation, molecular function: calmodulin binding; protein kinase A binding. The record is from RefSeq and is a predicted model, not a curated record. Gene Ontology annotation, cellular component: cytoplasm. The coding region runs from base 1546 to 10356 and encodes 2936 amino acids.
CCCUGCAGAAAUUAUUGUGAGGCUUCAGUCAUGAUACUGUGGCUGCCAUCUUGACUUUUUGACUCCUUCACUGAUUAUGGAUGAGUCUUUGUGCAAAAGAGAUUUUGAUUCGAAUAUAGGUAUCCCAAUACUUAAAACAUUAGCAAAACACAACUGAAUGUUUAUUUAACAAUUUACUCUAAAAUCAUAAGGAUAAUUAUUAAUAAUACUAUAGAUAACUAGCAUUGUAAGGAACAAUUAAUUUUCCGGGUUGGAUUAUAAAUCUUUCUUUUUCUUUUUUUUUUCCAAAACUCUGCUUCAAGAAUUCACAACCUUUCUUAUAUCCACAAUGGAAAGCAAUCCCAGGGUUUAUUUAAGCACUGCUCAAACUUUAAACAUAAGAGUAGAUAAAUGAAAUCAAUAGUAUUUAAGCCUCACAGAACACAAUAGAUCUAUUUUAUAGACUAUUUUAGACUAUGUCUGAAUUCAAUACUGUCCUCUCAACACAGUUUAGUAAUAAUGAGAGAAUGGCUAUUUUCUUUUUCUUUUCUUUUUUAAAGAAAUUCAUAAUGUGAGUUAUUUCAUGUUCCACAAAACCUUCCAUCCCAAUCAUAUGCUGCUGACCUGUCAUUUUUAUUUGCUGUUGCUUGAUCCCAUGAUACCCAUGGUUGUUGUGUUGUUCACUAUGCAAGGAUCAGAUAACAGAUGUUGGCACUUUUUACAUGAUCUGAUUUUCUCAUCCAAUUACUUCCUUCAAAAAUUAUCAGAUUAAUACCAGAUUAGACUCCAGGUUUGGGUCUACCUGUGCCAUGUUUAAGUGCGAGAAGCCUCACUUAAGAGACAGCGAUGGAGGCACAGAUUAAAUAGAAAAGAACACUUGCGCUAAACCCAAUCCACGAUUCCUAGAAGAGUAGGCACGUUAGAGCAGUCAGAUGCAUCCCUCAAGGCCAGGAUGGGAGGGAGGGAGAGGUUGUUCAGCUCAAAGCUGAAGGUCAGAUGCUCCACAAAGUCUCCUCCCUCUUCAGCCCCCCGCCCCCUCCUUUUCUGAUGGAAUUCAGAGAUGAAGUCCAUUCGUGGGAGUGAUGGGAGCGGAGUGACUUCUCAUCUUCUUGAACCUGGGCACAAAUCGAAGGACGACCUCGAGGGUGGGAAAUAGGGAGACCCAGACAGCGCUACCUCGGCUAAAGGUGCUGGGAUAUUAGCCGUUCCCUCGCCUGCUUCCUCGCCCGGCUCUUCCUUGAUUCCUAGGUUUGAUGCUGCAAGGCGUGUCCGGGGCUCUGCUCAUGUGAUAGAGCAGGAGGGAGAGGCGGGCGGGGGACCAGGGAGGAGGUAGUUUUGUUGGCUUUUUUUUUUUUUAAAGGAGUUUGCAGAAACCUCCUGGGUUGCUUCAGUCGCAGCCUGACGGCUUUCCCGAGCAGCUGAAGUUAAGGAGCCGAAGAGCGCAGCUGCCUGGACAGCUCUAUUAUUGCUAUCGCUUAUUUCUUUUUUGGUUGAAAAGCGUCGCUUCCCGCGCCCCCCCCCCCCACGAUCCCGAGGUGUUGGAGAAACGGACGCCGGAGAGAGAGCAUGGGAGCGGGGAGCUCUACGGAACCGCAGAGCCCGCAGGAUGAGACCACUGCAGCAGGAGAUUCCCAGCCCGAGAGUCUGGGAGGGCGGACGCCAACGGAAGGAGUGGCCGAGGCUGAGGAGCCGGAGGAUCCCUCCAAGAUUUUACAUAAAAAUGGACAGAUAUCCAGCAUUAAUGAAAUUACCAAAGAGCAUAUGGAGCUCAGCCAGGAACCAGAAGUGCUGAAAGAACAGCAGGCAGUUCAUACAGAAGAAGUUGGUGAAACAAAGGCUGCAGAUUUAAUUCUGGAAGAGGAAUCUACUGAAGAUAUCAAGACCAGCCCAGAGGAAUUAAAUGCCAAAUUAAAUGAAGAUGAGGUACAGAAAGACACAGAAGAUGCUGAUAAACAGCUGGCAUCAGAAGAAAAAGAAGAUCAGCCUGGUGUAUCUCCAUCAAAUGAUGUUGGAUUUAAAAAGGUUUUUAAAUUAGUUGGAUUCAAAUUUACAGUUAAAAAGGAUAAAACAGAGAAAGCUGAACCUGUUCAGCUAUUGGAUGUAAAGCCAGAGGUUGCAGAAGGGUCAAGUGACGUAGUUGGAGACUAUAAACAACUCAUGACAGAGACAGUGGGAGAAGCCACACAAAGUGAAAUCACUGCCUCUGUAGACAAGACUGAGGAAGAAACUCAGGCUGAGGAGAUGAAAGGAGAAACCUCUGAGAAAGUAACAGAAAGCCCUGUGGAAGCAGAAAGCAAAGAGGCAGAAAUCAAAAACAAUGGGAUUAAAUCUCCAGAUUCUCCAGUAAGCCCAUCAACUGCUGAAACUGCAUCACCUCUGAGAAAGUUUUUUACUCAGAGUUGGGCUGGGUUUAGAAAAAGGACAAGCUUCAGAAAGCCUAAAGAAGAAGUGCAAUCUGAGAAAGAAAAACAAGAACAAGAAAUGGAGAAAGAAGUGACAACAGAAGGAAUAAUUGUUGAAGAAGAAUUAGAAAAAGAAAAACUGACACCAGAAAAAGACGGGACAGAAGUUUCUUUCCAAGCCAGUGAUGAAAAGAUGGAAAGUGACAAAGAGAGAAAAGAAGAAACACUGGUCAAAGUUCCAUCAGAAACUGAUCUGAAAGAGGCUGCCACUCCCACUGAGCAACCAUCAGCAGAAGAACCGGCUGAAAAUAUAAAUAAAGAAAUAUCUUUUGAAGCCAGUGAUGAAAAAAUGGAAGGCGAGAAAGAGAGAAAAGAAGAAACAAAAAUGGUCGAAGUUCCAUCAGAAACCGAUCUGAAAGAGGCUGCUACUCCCAGUGAGCAACCAUCAAUAGAAGAACUGGCUGAACAUAUAAAUAAAGACAUUUCUUUUGAAGCCAGUGAUGAAAAAAUAGAAAGAGAGAAAGAAAGAAAAGAAGAAACAAAAAUGGUAGAAGUUUCAUCAGAAGCCAAUCUGAAAGAAGUUACUACUCCCAGGGAGCAGCCACCAGCAGAAGAACUGGGUGAAAAUAUAAAAGAAAUGGAUAUAAUCUUGGAAGGGGAGAUUGACUUGGAGUCCAAGGAAAAAUUGGAACAAGUGCAAAAAAGUUUAGUGGGCAUAGAGCAAAGUACUGUUGCAUUGCAUGAAUCAAAAACAGAACUGUUAAAUGAAGUAUUUGAAGAAAAAAUAAACCAUUUGGAUUCACUGUCUCCAGUAGCAGUAGAAAAGCCCGAGGAACCUUUUGAAAUAAUAGAAGAAAAAUCAGAACCAAAGGCUCCUUUGGCCACAGAGAUUUUUGAUGAAAAACCUAGAGAGAUAAAUAUUGAUGUUACAGCUGUUGUGACAGAAGAAGAACCCCAAAUAACUAAAAAAGAACAACUAGUCCUUGAACAGUUAGUGGAAACAAAGGAUGACUUUCAGAAAGAACAACAGUUAAAAGUCACAGAAACAGUUCUUGAAAUAGCGAAGGAACACUUCAUCCCAACCGAUCCAAGCAGUCUUGAUACAGCAGCAGGCAAGCCUCCGGAAGGCAUAGUAACAAGUGAGGUAGAAUUGCUGUCAUCUCAAGAAAAAAACAAGAUGCAAGGCAGCCCUUUAAAAAAACUUUUCACGGGUCCUGGCUUAAAGAAAUUGUCGAGAAAGAAACGUAAAGGAAAGAAAGAAGCUAAACCAGGGGAAGCAGCAGAAGAAGCACAGCAGUUGUCUGAUACUGCAGAAAGUCCAGAUGACCCAAGGGGAGAGAGUUCUGCUUCUUCUCCUGAAGAAAUAACAGAAUCCAUAGAAAAGGCUUCCGAUGCUGUACAGAUUUCUGAAGCUGAAGAAGGGGUUCCUUCAGAUGCAGAGAAGAAAAGUGUUACCCCUUGGGCAUCUUUUAAAAAAAUGGUGACUCCUAAGAAACGGGUUAGGAGACUUUCUGAAGGUGACAGAGAAGAAGAACUUGGUAAGACAACCGAAAGUGCACCUAACGAUGAACAGGAAGAUAUUAAAGAAAAUGGUGAGGAACAAAAAAUAGAAAAAAGUGCAGAUGAGCCCAAGAAAAAAGUUGAUACUUCUGUAUCAUGGGAAGCUUUAAUCUGUGUAGGCUCAUCAAAGAGAAGAAGCAGAAAAUCUUCCUCUUCUGAUGAAGAAGCCGGACAAAGACUUCCUCAAGAUGAACAAAAAUUAGAUGAGAAUGGACCAAAUAAAGAAGCAGUGCACGACAACACCAUCUUUACUAAUAACUCACAUGAAAGUGAUCAGGGACAAGGAAGUUCUUCACCAGAACAAGCAGGAAGCCCAUCUGAAACAGAGGGAAUUUCAACAUGGGAAUCUUUUAAAAGACUAGUAACUCCAAGAAGAAAAUCUAAAACAAGAAUGGAAGAGAAAAAUGAUGAGCCCAUCACAGUUCCAUGUUUAGAACAAGCUACCUUAGAUGGGGAUACUGGAAAAGAAGAAUCCUGGGUUUCAUUUAAAAAAUUAAUGCCUGGUCGUAGGAAGAAAAAGUCUGAUGGAAUACCAGAACAUGCUCCUGUUCUAGAAGCUGGAGAAGAAAUGACAGGAACAAAUGAGGAGGACUUUGAUGUUCCAGCUGUGGUUCCUUUAUCAGAGUAUGAUGCUGCUGAGCAAGAGAAAUUUGAAGCUCAAAAAGCAAGGCAAGAUGAUAUGGAUAAGGAAAUUCCAAGUCAAAAUAUAGAAAAGUCAGAACACACAUCAAUAAUUCAGCAGGUCAGUGAAGGAUUAGUUCAUGCAGUUACUGUCUCAGUGCUAGAAGGUGAGAGAGCAAUUAUAAGUAUUGAAGAAAGAUCACCAUCUUGGAUACCAGCUGCUGUGACCGAGUCCACUGAACAUGUGAAGGAUGAUGAGGAACAGGCUGAGCAGAUUUCUGGAAGUGGAAUUGUUGAGGAAACAGUAGCAGUAACUGAACUUGUGCCACAAAUGAGAAAGGAUAUUAGUGGUGAUAGUAUAAUUGGGGACCUGGAGUUAACCUCGGAAGCAGUUACAGCUCGGGAAGAAGCUUCAGUCAUUGAAAAGACAACUGAAAUGUCUUGUGCUAAAGAAACAACUGAAAUCUCUUGUGCUGAAGAGACAACUGAAAUGAUUUCAGCAGUUUCAAGGCUAACUGAGUCUCCCGAUACUACAGAAAUAGCUACACCAGUGCAGGAGAUCGAGGAAAAUGAGCAAGACCUGGAAGAAUUAAAUAAAGAAACGCAGGAAAUGUUGCAAAUCGUUGCUGAAAGAAUUAAAUUGUCUGAUGAAGAGGGGAGUAGAGGGAGUCUAACAGAAGUAACCAUUCAACCAAUGUCAGCUGAAGAAGAAAUUGAGCAGAAGCUGAUGACUUCAGAAGGAAUCCCUUCCACUGAAUUUCCAAAAGAUGUUCAGCUUGAAACAAUGGAGUCUCGGGCUUACAAAAUUGUGCAGAUAACAAUCCAGAAUGCAGUUGCCCAAUGUCAGCAAAAGUUCAUGGUUCUUUCAAAGCAGAAGGGUGAAACUGCAGUUCUGUACCCUGAUCCUGAAAAAGUGGCAUUUCCAGAGAAAAUAGAUCAGAUGCUAAAAGAAUCAGCAGGAAGAUGUACCAGAGAAGGUGCACUCCAGAUAGGUGCAUCUGGAUCCCCUCCAGAAAUGGAGCUGCCAAAAUCUUCCUCUGAUGAAGAAAUUGAGGAAAAGGUGAUGAUCUCACAAGGAAUCCCCUCUACUGAAUUUCCAAAAGAGGUUCAGCCUGAAACAAUAGUGUCUCAGGCUUACAAAAUUGUGCAGAUAAUAAUAGAGAAUGCAUUUGCUCAGUUUCAUCAAGAGUCCAUGGCUCUUUUAAAGCAGAGGAGUGAAACUGCAGUUCUGGGUCCUGACUUGGACGCAAAGGCAUUUUCAGAGAAAAUAGAUGCACUACUAGAAGAAUCAGCAGGAAGAUGCACCAGAGAAGGUGCGCUCCAGAUGGGUGCAUCUGGAUCUCCUUCAGAAAUGGAGCCGCCAAAAUCUUCAUCUGAUGAAGAAAUUGAGCACAAGGUGAUUACUUCAGAAGGAAUUUCCUCUGUUGACUUUCCAAAAGAUGUUCAACCUGAAACAACAGAGUCUCAGGCUUACAAAGUUGCACAGAUAAUAAUUGAGAAUGCAGUUGCUCAAUUUCAACAGGAGGCCACGGUUCUUUUAAAACAGAAGAGUGAAAUUGCAGAUUUGUAUCCUGAUCCUGAUAAAGUGGCAUUUUCUGAGAAAUUAGAUUCAGUACUAGAAGAAUCACCAGGGAAGUGCAUUAGAGAAGGUACACUCCAGAUGGGUACAUCUGUAUCCCCUUCAGAAAUGGAGCUGCCAAAAUCUUCCUCUGAUGAAGACAGUGAGCAAAAGCUGAUGACUUCAGAAGGAAUCCCCUCUACUGACUUUCCAAAAGAUGUUCAACCUGAAACAACAGAGGGUCUGGCUUACAAAAUUGCACAGAUAAUAAUCCAAAAUGUAGUUGCUCGAUUUCAACAAGAGUCUAUGAUUCUUUCAAAGCAAAAGAGUGAAGCUGCAGUUCUGUAUCCUGAUCCUGAUAAACUGGCAUUUUCAGAGAAAAUAGAUUCAGUACUAGAAAAAGGGAAAUGCAUCAGAGAAGGUGCACUCCAGAUGGGUGCAUCUGGAUCCCUUCCAGAAAUGGAGUUGACAGCACCUUCAGCUGAUGAAAAAACUGAGCAAAAGGUGAUAACUUCAGAAGGAAUCCCCUCUACUGAAUGUCCAAAAGAUGAUCAGCCUGAAACAAUAGAAUCUCAGAGUUUAAAAAUUGCGCAGAAAAUGAGUGCAGUUAAUCAGUUUCAACAAGAAUCCAUGGCUCUUUCGAAGCAGAAGAGUGAAACUGAAGUUCUGUACCCUGAUCCUGAUAAAGUGUCAUUUUCUGAGAAAAUAGAUUCAGUGCUAGAAGAAUCACCAGGAAAAUGCACCGUGGGUGCAUCAGGAUCCCUUCCAAAAAUGGAGUUGCCAACAUCUUCAUUUGAUGAAGAAACUGAGCAAAAGGUGAUAAUGACUUCAGAAGGAAUACCCUCUGCUGAAUUUCCAGAAGAAUCAGAAAGAAGAUGCACCAGAGAAGGUGCAUUCCAGACAGGGACAUUUGGAUCCCUUCCAGAAAUGGAGAUGCCAACAUCUUCAUCUAAGGAAGAAGCUGAGCAAAAGGUGAUGACUUUAGAAGGAGUCCCGACAUCUACUGACUUUCCAAAAGAUGUUCAGCCUGAAACAACAGAGCCUCAGGCUUACAAAAUUGUGCAGAAGAUAAUCCACUAUGCAGUUGCUCAAUUACAACAAGAAUCCAUGGCUCUUGCAAAGCAGAAGAGUGAAACUGCAGUUCUGUAUCCUGAUCCUGAUAAACUGGCAUUUUCAGAAAAAAUAGAUUCAGUACCAGAAGAAUCAGCAGGCAAAUGCACCAGAGAAAGUCUACUUCAGAUAGGUGCAUCUGGAUUACAUCCAGAAAUGAAGUUGCCAACAUCUUCAGCUGAUGAAGAAACUGUGAUUAAUUCAGAGGGAAUCCCUUCUACGGAAUUUCCAAAAGAGGUUCAGUCUGAAACAACAGAGUCUCAGGCUUACAAAAUUGCGCAGAUAAUAAUCCAAAAUGUAGUUGCUCAGUUUCAACAAGAGUCCAUGGCUCUUUCGAAGCAGAAGAGUGAAACUGCAGUUCUGUGUCCUGAUCUUGAUGCAGUGGCAUUUUCAGAUAAAAUAGACUCAGAGCUAGAAGAACAAUCACCAAGGAAAUGCACCAGAGAAGGUGCACUCCAGAUGGGUGCAUCUGGAUCCCCUCCAGAAAUGGAAUUGCCAAAAUCUUUACCUGAUGAAGAAACUGAGGUAAAGGUGAUGACUUCAGCAGAAAUCCCCUCUACUGAAUUUCCAAAAAGUGCUCAUUCUGAAGCAAUAGAAUCUCAGGCUUAUAAAAUUGUGCAGACAAUAAUACAGAAUGCAGUCGCUCAGUUUCAACAAGAGUCCAUGGCUCUUUCAAAGCAGAAGUGUAUUACUGUCGUUAUGUACCCUGAUCCUGAUGCAAUGGCAUUUUCAGAGAAAAUAGAUUCAAUGCUAGAAGGAGCAUCAGGAAGAUGCACCAGAGAAAGUGCACUCCAAAUGGGCAUAUCUGGAUCCCCUUCAGAAAUGGAGUUGCCAACAUCUUCAGUUGAUGAAGAAACUGAGGAAAAGAUGAUGACUUCAGCAGGAAUUCAUUCUACUGAAUUUUGGAAAGAUAUUCUGCCUGAAACAAUAGAGUCUCGGGCUUAUAAAAUUGUGCAGAUAAUAAUAGAGAAUGCAGUUGCGCAGUUUAAACAAGAGUCCAUGGCUCUUUCAAAGCAGAAGAGUGAAACUGCAGUUCUGUAUCCUGAUCCUGGUAAAGUGGCAUUUUCAGAGAAAAUAGAUCCAGUACUAGAAGAAUCAGCAGGAAGAUGCACCAGAGAAGAUUCACUCCAGACAGGUGCAUCGGGAUCCCCUCCAGAAACAAAGCUGCAAAAAUCUUCAUCUGAAGAAAAAACUAAGGAAGAUGUGAUAGCUUCAGAAGACAUCCCCUCUACUGAAUUUCCAGAAGAAUCAGGAGGAAGAUGCACCAGAGAAGGUGCAUUCCUUAUGGGUACAUCUGGAUCCCCUCCAGAAAUGGAACUACCAAAAUCUUCAUCUGAAGAAAAGGCUAUAACUUCAGAAGGCAUCCCUUCUACUGAAUUUCUAGAAGAAUCAGAAGGAAGAUUCACCAGAGAAGGUGUACUCCAGAUGGAUACAUCUGGAUGCCCUCCAGAAAUGGAGCUGCCAAAAUCUUCAUCUGAAGAAGAAACCAAGGAAAAAGUGAUGACUUCAGGAGGCAUUCCCUCUACCGAAUUUUCAGAAUCAGCAGAAAGAUGCACCAAAGAAGAUGCACUCCAGACGGAUACAUCUGGAGGCCCUCCAGAAAUGGAGCUGCCAAAAUUUUCAUCUGAAGAAGAAACUGAGGAAAAAGUGAUGACUUCAGAAGGCAUUCCCUCUACCGAAUUUUCAGAAUCAGCAGAAAGAUGCACCAAAGAAGAUGCACUCCAGACGGAUACAUCUGGAGGCCCUCCAGAAAUGGAGCUGCCAAAAUCUUCAUCUGAAGAAGAAACUGAGGAAAAAGUGAUGACUUCAGAAGGCAUCUCUACUGAAUUUUCAGAAGAAUCAGCAGAAAGAUGCACCAAAAAAGAUGCACUCCAGAUGGGUACAUCUGGAUCACCUCCACAAAUAGAGCUACCAAAAUCUUCAUCUGAAGAAAAAACCAAGGAAAAAGUGAUGACUUCAGAAGGCAUCCCCUCUACUAAAUUUUCAGAAUCAGCAGAACGAUGCACCAAAGAAGAUGCACUCCAGACGGAUACAUCUGGAGGCCCUCCAGAAAUGGAGCUGCCAAAAUCUUCAUCUGAAGAAGAAACUGAGGAAAAAGUGAUGACUUCAGAAGGCAUCUCCUCUACUAAAUUUUCAGAAGAAUCAGCAGAAAGAUGCACCAAAAAAGAUGCACUCCAGAUGGGUACAUCUGGAUCCCCUCCACAAAUAGAGCUACCAAAAUAUUCAUCAGAAGAAGAAACUGAGGAAACGGUGAUGUUGACUUCAGAAGGCAUUCCCUCUACUGAAUUUCCAGAAGAAUCAGCAGGAAGAUGCACCAGAGAAGAUUCACUCCAGACAGGUAAAGCUGGAUCCCCUCCAGAAAUGGAGAUGCCAACAUCUUCAUCUCAGGACAAAGUUGAGCAAAAGGCGGUGAUUUCAGGAGUCUCAACUUCUACUGAAUUUUCAAAAGACGUUCAGUUUGAAACAAUGGAGUCUCAGAGUUACAAAAUUGUGCAGAAAAUGAGUGCAGUUGCUCAAUUUCAACAAACACAGGAGGCCAUUUCUCCUUUAAAGCAGAAGAGUGAAUUAUGUUUAAUGAGUUUUAAUGAGUUUGGAAUUCAGGAAGUUAUACAAGUUGAUCAGCAAGUUUCUAUGGCAGAAGAGAAAAAUCAUGAAAUUCAACCAACAACUGUAAAUGCAGAGACAGAUGAAGCCAUUGAAGUAGCAAAAGAAAUGUCUUCAUGUUCUACAGUAUCUGAAGAUAUAGAAAAUUGGAAUUCCAGAAAGAGAGAUGUUGAUCUUGAAACCGUGAAAGAGAUUGUAAAUGAAACAGAAAAUAAGAAAUAUGAUUCAAAACCUCAAUUAAAAGUGGAUGUAGUUCUUUCAACAGAGACUCAAAACAUCAUGCUAGGAAGUAUUGUCUCAGGAGAUCAUCCAGUAGGAUUUCUUGAAACUGAACAAUCAACAAUAAAAGAUUUAGAAGUUGGGGCAAUAGAUGAAAAUCAAGAAAAAUUAAUAGAACAUCAGACUCAGAAGACGAGAAAAGAAGAUUACAGCCAAUUGACAGAAUUUCCUGAGAUGCCUAAAGAGGAAGAUACCACAUCUGGUGACAGUCCUCAGCUUCAUACAAAACUCAGAAAAUUUUGAGGUUUUAUUUCUGCUGAAGACUGCUUCUUACAUUUGGAGGGACCAGUAUCUGGAGAAAGAAACAGAGAGGAUGGAUUCUGCUUAAACAGGCUGAGGAUCAAUGAUUUUGCUGUGAAAACAUGUCCAUGCUUUCAAAUGUUUUUCUGAGGAAGUCACCUGACAAUCCUGAGCCACCAUCAGGAGCUUGAGCCACCUCCUUUAGUUUUGAUUGUGAAUACUUCCUUUCACAAUAUUCUUUUACCUUUAUUUUUGUUAUUGAUAAAGAGAUUGGGGUGGGAUAUUGAAUGGGGGCAGGAAGUAUUUCUGUGGAAGUAUGUCAGUCUCUUUAUCUGGAAAGGAAGUUGGCGUCUUUUGAGAUUCCCUUUUUACCAAUGCUUCUCAAACUGGAUAGUAAUUGUUUGUGUAUUUAUGUUUCCUCUUCUUUCUCCGUAAAAAAUGGAAAGAAAAUUAUCUCACUUGUUUGGGCCAAGAGGUAUUAUGAGUGACCCAUCACUAACAUAGAUGGCUCCAACCAACUUAACAUUGGUUUCCCAUUUGCUUGGAGGAGAAUAAAUCUUUUAUGAUAUAUUUGCUAUUGCUUUCAGAAAGGUCAUUGCCAAACAAUACAACUUCUCUUGAUCUGUUAGUAAAUUGUAAAUCUAAUUCAUAGAUUCAUGAACAGUGAGAUAUACUGUGAUUUCUUUAAAGUAAUUUAAAAAAAGAUUUGGCUUACAUUUAUAUUUGCAUUCAUAUUCAGAAUAAAUCCAUUAUAAGAAGAGUUAGGAUGUCUGGAAUAAAUGCGCUCAACUCAUAAUGCAAGGUCACAAUAAGUUGCGCAUACAAAAUGGGAAGACUUCAAAUGAUCAUUACAAUAUUCUUUCAGAAUUUGAUCUUCUAAUCACCAAGUUGUUUAGCCAAUCAAAUUAAAUUGCACUUUGUAGUCUUCAUAUCUACCCAACGGAGCUUUUUCCAAGGCCUAGCAGGCUCAUUGUCCUACCUGUAUUAUAUUUUAUUUGAAAUGUACCCAGGAGCCUAUAAAUACAUACUUUUAAGAGCUGCACAAUGGAAAAUAAAAUGGAAAGAUCAUUGAUACGACUGCACCAUCUAGUGGCGGCUAAAUACAUUUUAUAACUUAGAAUAAAUAAAUUUCCGCUAAUAAUACUACUUUUAUUCAGCUAAAAUACGGAAUGGCAAAUAUUUCAUACAGUUGAUUCUACAUAAUAUCUGGAAUAGCUAUAAAAGGCAAAUAUGACAAAUAAUAAUAUGCAAUCCUGUACAUGCAUUGUGACAUUGCAGUGGGCUGUUUUGUGCAAGUUAAUAGUAAAAGAUGUUACUCCUUUUGUACAAAAAGAAAAAAUCACUUAUACUAAGGUGAGUAGGUAUCUUUGAUUUUUUUUUAAAAAAAAUCAUCUACUAGAUCUGUCAAUAUCAAGAUAUAAACAAUUUCUUUUUAAAUUAUAAAUGGCUGUUUCUUUUAGCACAUAUUUAAUUCAACCUUUCUAUUUUAGUGAUUAUCUUCAUUGAUACAGGAACGGAGUGGAAUCCAGGUACCCAAAGAUCAUUUUGGUGUAAGGAAAUCUUUUGCACCUUUCUCAGUUUUAAAUGUAUCAGUCAGGGAAGACACAAGGGAUAAUAAGCCCUGUCUGCUCAUCAGAAACGAUUAAGUGGCGCCAAAGGCAAGAAGAAGCCAUAGCAGCAGUGAGUAGUUUCUCCCUGGCCAGAAUGGCAAUCAUAACUUAAAUCAGCCAAUCAGUAUCCAUCUAGAAAUUCAAUUUGAUCUCUUUGCUUCCACAAGUAAUAUUGGAGUAAUGGAAAAGUCUGAUCUUUCCAUCACACUGACCUCAUCAAAAUACUUAAAAAUUGUCAAUCUGUUCAAGUAUGUCCCAAUAAAAAGUAGUUUUUUCAUUCCAAUAUGUGUACACUUUUCACAUCUAAACAAUGAACACUUGCAUAUGCUGCUACCGGUUGGUAUGUGCUCUUUCUUAGACAGGACAGAAGAGCAUAAUGAAACAAUUUCUUCACUCCAGUUGAAUGGUAUUUCAUAAAGUUAAUUUUAUCUUUCAAAACCAAUGAAUAAGUUAACCUACAGGCUCCUUUUUCUGAAAGUUAAUAGUAUAGAUUACACACGUCUAUUUCCUUCUGGACCUCUGCCUUGUCCCACAAUUCCUUAGUGUGAUAAAAUAGGUAAGAAAAUUUAAUUUACUUGAAGAUGGAAACAAGGAGGUAUUGUUGCUCUCUCAAUUAGAUAGUCUAUUUAGUAGCUUAUAAUAUUUAAAAUGUUCAUUAAUAGGUGUCCCAAAAUUAAUUAGUGUAUUCUUUAUUAUAUCAUCUUCCCUUGCUACAAAUUUUGUUCUGGGUGCAAAAUACUAGCUUUGUCACUUUCAUUAGUUCUUUUAUUAAAUACAAUCUUGUGGUAUUUCAUAAAGUUAAUUUUUAUCUUUCAAAAGCCAGUGAAUAAGUUAACCUAUAGUUCCUUAGAACAUUUCCUUUCUGAAAGUUGAUAGUAUAGAUUACACAAAUGUAUUUAUUAUUAAGAAAUAUAGCUCUAUUUAAUUUCAAUAAAAAUUAAAAUAUAAAACUACAAUCACUACAUACAAGUCACUAUUUAGCAUUUUUUUCUUCAGGCAGACAUUUUUCUUGGGGAACAAGGGUCCUCUACAUCAUCUAAAAGGAGAGGCAGAGCCAGCAAUGUGACUCAUCUGCCUUUAUUUCUGUGUUGUAUCUUUUUCAAUAGAUCUGCUGAAAUUAGAAUAUACAGUAUAUUUCUGGAAUUUAUUCUUGCCUGACUAAUUUUCUUUAUGUGAUCCACAAAAGGUUUAUUAUGUACAGCCCACUUCAAAAUAAGAUUUGUUUUAGUGCCACUUUAAUUUUAUAGCACCCGUUUAACAGCUAAUGGGAAACCAAUUAUUUAAACAAACUAUAAUCUGCUUAUGAAAAGCCAUAUUGCAGCAAGUGAAAUAACAAUACAAAAUACAGUGGUGGCAUGACCUAUGUAAUCCUGGAUUUUACCUUUAUAUCUCCCUUUAUAGCUCUAAGGUUGUUAAUAGUUGUGUAAAGUUAAACAUUUAAAUAAAAUCUGGUAAUAACAAUGUAAAUAGUUAUUGACUAGAAGUUGAGGAACAAGUGCUUGAUUGGGAAGUUUUUUUUUAAGAUACUAUGGCCUUUCUAAGCGAUGCCAAGAGCAUAAAUCAUAUAACUAGUCAUUUUUCUUGCAACUGAUGGUCUCAAUACAAAAAAUAAGGCACCCAAACAAUUUUUGUCAUGGUACAGGGAGCAUGUCUCCAUUCACAGAUAUUGCUUUGAUACAGCGUGUUGCUUUGGCCUCAAAAAUACUUCAGACAAUCCUGCAAAUUGUAGCUUGUGCCUCAACUCCAAGCUUUUGCAGUUUCUUCUAAUUGAUUGUAUUGGAUUAUAUUUUGAUUUUCUAUGUUGUUUUUAAGGUAGAUUUUCAUGGAUUAAAUAAAAUUCAAAUAAUUCA